AUGAAUGUCGACGCCACGGAGCUUCCGAGCUCUCCUGUUCAUGCAAAGCAACCGACUUUCGACAAAAACAAUCAUCAAGAGAUUUCUGCCUGCCGAGUUGAAGGGCGACUGAGUCACCUGCGAAUCGAAGACGAGCAGCCUGAUACCGUGCAUGAUGCCAUGGAAGGCCAACAGCCAAGCGCAGUCUUCCAAGUGGCGGCCGACGGUGGAUGCGAGGCCGAGAACAUACAUGUGAACCGGGGCCCAAACAACACGAUCGACCUUUUCGGCGGCAUCCAGCAUUCUGAGCUCAACUGUGCCUCAAGCGACGGUGAAAGUGAGGACUACGGAAGUGAGGGUGGCGAAAGUGAUGACGAGAUGCAGGACUCUAAUGACGGAGGCGAGCUUCCCAUACAAGGCGCUAUCGACAUUGAGGGCGACGACCAGGAUGGAAACGAGGCCGCGAUCAACAAUUUUUCAACUGUCAACACAGCAGAGGAAAUUCGGCAGCCUUCGGACGAUCCUCACGAAUGGAUCAAAGUCGCAUCGCAUGCCGACUCCUACAUCGACCUGGAUGAUGAGGAGAGGGGUAUCUUCGUUGACUUCGACGAAGAGCCUGAUGUGGAGGACGACGAGGAGAUGUUGACACAUGAGCAAGACAAUGAAAUGGAGGAAGAUGUCGGUGUUGGCUUCGGUUCGAUGAAUGCCAUUGCCUAUCCUGACACAAGCAGCAUUAUCCGGUUGCACCUUGACUCACAGAACAAACAAUCCUUUGCGACACUCAACGAGCUACUUUCUUGCAAUAACGCCCCGGGCCGUGGACUCUACAGUGUCGAGAAAGUGCUCGAGCACGAAGAAGGAAGAGUUGCUGAACUGGAGGAGCAGAUGAGGUACAUCGAAGCCGAGCUUCAAGAAGUCAUAGGGCGUAAGAACAAAGCGAGCAACAUCGUCGAGAUCGCAUGCGCAACCUUCACAAAAGCUCGUGCUGCAGCUGGAAUCUCCGAAAGGCUUUGGGAGGAGUACGAGGCGUUCUGCGAGUCGCUGGAGCCGAAGUUUGGCAGCCGAGGAGGCUGGUCUGUGACCUGCUUCGAGAACCACAGCGGCUCCUACGUCCAGUGGGACCCCGACCUCAACCUCUUUGUCGAGUCGGCCGAGAUGCCACUGGGAAGCUGCAACUUCCGUUGUGAAGCCGGCACAGUCAAGAGUAUGGGGAAGACGGAGUAUGUGGUGGAGUUCUGGCCUGUUGCCAAUCCUGAGCCUCGCAUGCAGACUGCGACGACCUGGGAGGAUCAAUAUCCUGACCUCUACAAACUCGCAUUCAAGGCCGCGGGCGACAAGUCUCGGGACAAUACCAUUGCCAAGGAACUGCUUCAGUCACUGCCUACCCAUAACCUUCCGUUCUCUGGUGGAUGGCUCUUUGAGUACGCAUCGGAGCCCAGCCGGACCCGACACCCCGUCAUGUCGCGGCGGUGGUCCUACCGGACCGCCUGCAGAAUUCACGUUGAUGGACGUCAAGACCAGGCCGGCAUUGAGGUCAAGACGGAAUUCGGAGACCAGGAUGUGAAGAUGGAGGACGAUUGGUGA
This is a messenger RNA of Diaporthe amygdali, 1563 nucleotides long. RefSeq lists its product as uncharacterized. The record is from RefSeq and is a predicted model, not a curated record. The transcript is spliced from 2 exons. Bases 1 to 1563 code for a protein of 520 amino acids. Lineage: Eukaryota; Fungi; Ascomycota; Sordariomycetes; Diaporthales; Diaporthaceae.